Messenger RNA from Paraphaeosphaeria sporulosa, 3394 nucleotides. RefSeq names its product RIC1-domain-containing protein. Gene Ontology annotation, molecular function: protein binding. The record is from RefSeq and is a predicted model, not a curated record. Gene Ontology annotation, cellular component: Golgi membrane; cytosol; Ric1-Rgp1 guanyl-nucleotide exchange factor complex. The transcript is spliced from 4 exons. The coding region runs from base 116 to 3394 and encodes 1092 amino acids. Gene Ontology annotation, biological process: intracellular protein transport; retrograde transport, endosome to Golgi. Lineage: Eukaryota; Fungi; Ascomycota; Dothideomycetes; Pleosporales; Didymosphaeriaceae.
GUCGCGUCACAGCCACGGAACCCUGCAUUCGAGCUCAUCGAGGCUCUCCACACACGCCCUUCUUCACCGUGGAAUGGGCCCGCCCAAAUGCAGCCUUCAGUUGCGAUAGUGCGCCAUGACGUAUUGGCCCAUUUCCUCGCCCUCCGUGUUCGCGGCCACCAAGGAGACGAGAACGAGAGCCACUGCCGUGUCCCACGAUGGCGCCGAUGACGCGCCCGACAGCUCCGUGGCCGGCUCGGAAGAGCGCACGGAGAGCGAGAUAUCGGAAAGCGCAGAAGCAGGGGAUGGGGUAGGAGAAACAGGCACUGAGGCGCAACCGCAUCCACCAACGCCCACCGAAGGCGAGCAUGUUGCUGAAGAUGACAUUACGGGCGAUAUACUGGCUAUCAAAGUCACCAGGAGCGGUCACAUGUUCGCGACCAUCACGCGGUCCACGUUGACCAUAUGGCAGACCAAGCCCACGGCCGUCCUCGCUUCCGUCCUUCGCUCUGAUAACUCGUUGAGAACGUACGGUCCGAACGUGAACAUUCUCCUCCGCCCCGACUCGCAGAUCUUCGUUGUGCAGACCGCACUCGGCUAUCUGAUCACGUACUCGCUCGCGACAGACCCCUCCUCGCGCGUGUACAAGACUCAGUUCGCGCAUACCAGUGUUGGGCAUGCUCGCAACAAGAGCUCCGUUAGCGGCUUCAAGAUACCCCGCCAGCACGACCAGAAUGCGGGACCGGGCGAGGGCAGCGGCAUCAAGGAGGCCAGUCUCAAGUUCCGCAUGGUGAUAAGAGUCGAUGCCGGCAUUGCGUGGGCACUCGCGCUCGACGACGAGCUCAUCGUGGCUACGACCAAGCCUGCCGCCGUUCAGUGCAUUAGAUGGGCUCCCGAUAGCAGCGGGACCCAGACGAGCACCGAACUUUUGAGCCGCAUGCCGUGGCUCGACAAGAACGUUUCUGUGGGCGACAUGAUACAUGACCGCCCCAUGAACUUGUCUGCCUGGAUCACACGAGACGGCAAGGCGUACGCUGUGCAAAGGCUUCCACCGAAUACGCUGCAGGACGGAAAGUCGCAUCCUAAGCUCUUUCGAGGCUAUGCAUUCCACUGCCCGGAGAAGGAGGAAGAACAUGGCGUCAAAGCGGCCAUUAAUGCGCGCUUCUCGUUGUUAGCAAUUGGGUGCGAGAACGGCGAGAUUUACGUAUAUACAGCAAAGGACUACAAAGGCGACAUUCCCCUCUCGCAUAAGCUGAAGCCGAAUGCAACGAGUACUGGGAAAUUGACCGUGUUGGCAUACUCUCCCGAUGGGUACUGUCUCUUCGCAGGUUACGAGAACGGGUGGGCUAUGUGGAGCGUGUAUGGGAAACCGGGCGCUACGAGCUUCACCACCGAUAGGACCCUGUCCGCAACCAACAGCGAGGGAUGGCUGCUCGGCAUCAAAGACGCUUUCUGGAUUGGCGGCGGAGCAGAGCUGUUGCUUUUAGGGCACAACGACAACCGGCUCUUUCUGCUUGAAAUGGCUCGUAGCGCAGUCACAGGGUGUUUCUCUUCAGCCAAUGUAUCGCGUUCCCUGAUGCAGACUAGCACCGGCUUCAUGAUGUAUCGUGGCUACGAACUGCCAGAUCUCACGACUAUAUCUGCGGACGUAUCACUGUGGCAUCAUGUCCAGGUCCCAUCGCAUUAUCUCGUGGACCAGUGGCCGAUCCGGUGCGCAGUCAUUUCGAACGAUGGCAGAUACGUCGCAGUGGCAGGAAAGAGAGGACUUGCUCACUACAGUGUCAAUAGCGGACGGUGGAAAACGUUCGACGAUCCGUUCGUGGAGAAUGAAUUUACCGUCCGCGGAGGCAUGUGCUGGUUCCAACACGUGCUCAUCGCAGCCAUUGAAGCCCAAGACUCACAUCAGAUUCGCAUCUACUCUCGCGAGCAGGCUCUCGACAACGACCACAUAAUGCACAUUCAGCAUCUACCCGCGCCAAUCGUAUUAAUAGCCCCUUCAGGCGAGGAUUCACUUCUAGUCUAUACUUACGAAAACAUUCUAUAUCACUAUGUAAUUGGCGUUACGAAUGCUACAGUCACGUUGGUUCAGGUUGGCCAGAUAGCAUUGCAUGGCAUCAUACGUGCACCGCCACGCGUGCGUGCGCUUAGUUGGAUCUUGCCUGAGGAACAAAUCCACAACGGCGAUCCAUCGCAAGAUGUGGCUGUGGCAACCAUCCUUUUCGCUGUGGACGGUAAACUCGUCCUACUCCAACCAACGACGACCGAAGGCGGCGAACUCAAAUACGAGAUGCGCAUCAUUGCUCAAAACGUCGAAACCUACGCCCUCAUGCGCGAUCACCCUGCCUUCGCGCUAACCAUGCAAGACGACUCCUUACCGCCUAGCCCCUCUGCAGGGCUCGCGAUCGAUAACGUACAUGGCCACGAUCUCCGCGACAGCCUCUGGUUCUUCGACGGCCACGACGUCAAAGUCUGGAUCGACAUCCAAGACGUCCUGCGCACCGCGUCCGCCGAGCUCGGCCGCGAGCUCCCCUCCCCCGUCGCCAUCCCCGUCGACUUCUACCCGCUCGCCAGCCUCCUCAACAAAGCCAUCAUUUUCGGCGUCGAGCCCGACCUCGUCCAGCGCCGCGACACCUCCUUCGCGCACCUUCGCUUCGCCACGCGGACGCACCUCUUCCUCCCCGCGCUCCUGCGCCACCAUCUCGCGCAGUUCAAUCACCCAGCUGCGCUCCACCUGUCACACCACUACACGCCCCUCGCGUACUUCCCGCACGCCCUCGAGAUUCUGCUGCACGAAGUCCUCGACGAGGAGGUAGAUUCUCAGCCCGCGCCGGAACACGCACUCCUCCCCUCGGUCCUGUCCUUCCUCGCGUCAUUCCCUAGUUACCUCGACAUCGUGGUCCAGUGCACGCGCAAGACGGAACUCCGCUCCUGGCGCACGCUCUUCAGCCACCUGCCACCGCCCGAGGAUCUCUUCGAGGAGUCCUUGCAGAAGGGGAGCCUCAAGACGGCAGGCGGGUAUCUGCUCGUGCUGCACACGUUCGAGGAGCUGCGCUCCACGGGGGACCAGGUUGUGCGGCUGCUGCAGCGCGCGAAGGCCGAGGGGGAUUGGGAGCUAUGCAAGGAGCUCGCACGCUUCCUCAUGGCGCUGGAUCCCGAGGGCGCGACGCUGAGGAAGACGCUUGAAAUGGUCGAACUGAAGUCCCCCACGGUAGAGGGGGGUCCGACAGCAUUUUCGUUCGAGACGGCGAGGCUUGGUGUUCCUAGAAGAGGCCGCAGGGCCAAUGGUGGGGGGUUGGGCAUUGGGUUUGCGCUCGGGGAGGGGAGUAGUGAGGGGGAGAGCAGUCGGGAGAGGAGCCCGGGGAGUGCGGUGAGUCCGGGGGAGAGCGCGGGUGGUCGGGGGUAUUUCGACCCUUGA